AUGCCCGAAAGCUCCAGCCCGAUAUCGUGGCUUCUGAGCGCAGCUUACACCGGUACCGCGUUAUGUGCAGGUGCUUUGCUCCUUCUCUACGUGUACCAAGAGAAGCUUCUCUACUUUCCUACCAUCCCUGGCGCUGCCAAGUUCACGAAAGACAAUCCUCCAGGAUACCGACAUCCAGGAGAGUAUCACAUCGACUAUGAAGAUUUGAUGAUUCCGUGCAAGGAUGGCGUGAAAAUCAACGCGUGGCUGAUGAAGCAAAGAGAUCACUCGAGCCGUCCGACGCUCAUCUUUUUCCAUGGCAACGCCGGAAACAUUGGUCACCGCCUGCCAAAUGCUUUGCAGAUUUACCGGAAAGUGGGUGUGAACGUUCUGCUUGUGGACUACCGAGGAUUUGGUCACAGUGACGGGGACCCGUCCGAGAAAGGAAUCAAGAUUGAUGCAGAGGCUGUCGUAGACGCUCUGUAUGCGCGCACGGACAUUGACACGUCGAAGCUUGUGGUGUUUGGCCGGUCGCUAGGUGGAGCAGUGUCAGUCUACCUCGCCGAGAAAGAGCCUUCUAGAGUGGCUGCCGUUAUCCUGGAGAACACGUUUCUGAGCAUAUCUGCUAUGGUAGACGCACUGAUGCCGUUCCUGACGUACGUCAAAUUCCUCGUGCUGCGAAUGGAUUGGAAUAACGAGCUGGCUAUUCAAAAGGUGACACAGCCGAUCCUCUUUAUUGCAGGAAUGCAAGAUGAGCUCGUGCCUCACUCCCACAUGGAGAGACUGCACUCUCUCGCUACUUCGAGUGAGCGUAUCGUGUGGUACCCUGUAGCUCGCGGGACGCACAACGAUUCAUGGCUGCGUGGAGGCGACGAGUACUUUUCUCAGCUGCGGGAGUUUUUGGAUAAGCUGAGUGGCGACAGCGCAUGCUCGGAGGUUUGCGAAGACAAUGUCGAUUCUCCUCCGAUCGAAGAGAAUGCCAUUCCGACGAUGUUGCAGGAGCCACUCGUGAAUACGCUCUCGAAAAAGACGCAGUAG
Peronospora matthiolae is the source of this 1017-nucleotide messenger RNA. The record is from the annotation of a GenBank genome assembly. NCBI's taxonomy places the organism in Eukaryota, Oomycota, Peronosporomycetes, Peronosporales, Peronosporaceae.